AUGACUUUCGAGGCCCGCGUGAAGUCCGUCCUGUCGGGUGACACGGUCGUGCUGUCGAACAUCACCAAUCCCACCCAGGAGCGCAUUCUGAGUCUGGCCUAUGUGUCUGCCCCACGAUUGAGGCGUGAGGGUGAUGAGCCCUUCGCCUUCCAAUCCCGUGAAUUCCUCCGUGAGCUUCUGGUCGGCAAAGUCGUCAAGUUCCAGGUCGCCUACUCGGUCCCUACCGGUGCUAAGCGCGAAUAUGGGUUCAUCAAGCUGCCGGGUUUCGACGCCUCGCUGCCUGACAUCAGUGUUCAGGAGGGAUGGUCGCGUGUGCGUGAAGAAGCUGGCAAGCGGUCCGACGAGUCUGAGGAGACCUUGAGCCUGCUGGACCGGCUGCGCGCGCUGGAGUCGCUCGCUCAGGAUGAGGCCAAGGGUAUCUGGGCCGGCUCGGACAAGGGCCAGAUCGACACCAGCUAUGAGGUGUCAAACCCCCAGACUCUGGUCCAGAAAUACAAGGAUCAACAGCUAGAGGGAAUCGUUGAGAAGGUCCUAAACGGUGACCGGGUGAUUCUGCGCAUUCUCCUCUCGCCACAGGAGCACGUGCAGACGCUGGUUGCCGUCGCGGGCAUUCGGACCCCCGCUGCUCGCCGGACAACAGCAGAGGGCAAAGAACAACCCGGUGAGCCAUUUGGUGACGAGGCUCUGCAGUUUGUGGAAACAAGACUGCUUCAGCGCAAGGUCAAGGUCGCCCUGCUGGGCGUCACUCCUCAAGGCCAGCUGGUGGCCACUCUCCUGCACCCCAAUGGCAACAUUUCCCGCUUCCUUCUUGAGGCCGGACUCGCCCGCUGCCAGGACCACCACUCGACCCUUCUGGGCCCGGACAUGGCUCUCCUCCGUCAGGCGGAGCGCACAGCCAAGGAUGCUCGAAAGGGACUGUUCGUCAGCCAUGUUGCACCCAAGGGCCCUGCUGGCGGGGCGGCGGCAGUAGACUACACUGUCAGCCGGGUGCUGAAUGCCGACACGCUCUUCCUUCGCAACAAGGCUGGCCAGGAGAAGAAGGUCAGCAUCACUAGUAUCCGGCAGCCCAAGCCGUCCGAUCCCAAGCAGGCUCCGUUUGCCGCAGACGCCAAGGAGUUCCUGCGUAAGCGGGUGAUCGCGAAGAACGUCAAGGUUACUGUGAACGGAAAGAAACCAGCCAACGAGGGCUAUGAGGAACGCGAAGUGGCCACUGUCAUGCAGGGCAACAUCAAUGUUGGACUGUCGCUGGUCGAGGCCGGGUAUGCCUCUGUCAUUCGCCACCGGAUGGAUGAUGAUGACCGAUCUCCCGAUUAUGAUUCCCUGCUCGCUGCCGAGGCCGAGGCCCAGAAGGAGGGGCGCGGGAUGUGGUCGUCCAAGCCGCCCAAGGCCAAGCAGUAUCAAGACUACUCGGAGAGCGUGCAAAAGGCCAAGAUGGAGCUCGCCCAACUACAGCGGCAGAAGCGCGUUCCGGCCGUAGUUGACUUUGUCAAGUCGGGCUCCCGCUUUACUGUGCUGGUGCCCCGGGACAACGGCAAGCUGACCCUCGUGCUUGGAGGUAUUCGCGCGCCCCGGUCUGCGCGCGGACCCACCGAUGCCGGCGAGCCGUUCGGCCAGGAAGCCCACGAUCUAGCCAACCGCCGUUGCAUGCAGCGUGACGUGGAGAUUGAUGUGGAGACUAUUGACAAGGUCGGUGGCUUCAUCGGCACAUUGUAUGUCAACAAAGAGAACUUCACCAAAGUCCUGCUGGAGGAGGGUCUGGCCACUGUGCACGCCUACUCCGCCGAGCAGUCCGGCCAUGCGACCGAGUACUUCGCCGCCGAGCAGCGCGCCAAGGAAGCCCGCAAGGGUCUGUGGCACGACUGGGACCCGAGCAAGGAGGCCGAGGAGGCCGAGGAAGCAGAUGCUGCUGCCAACGGGACCGGCACCGAGAGCGACGCUGCCCCUACCCAGCGCCGCAAGGACUAUCGCGAUGUGAUGCUCACGCACGUAGACCCAGCCUCGGGAAAACUGAAGCUGCAACAGAUCGGCACCGGCACCAGCGCAUUGACUGAGCUGAUGAGCGCAUUCCGGUCCUUCCACCUGAACAAGGCCAACGACACGCCCCUGGCUGGUCCACCCAAGGCUGGUGACUGGGUGGCCGCCAAGUUCAGCGAGGACGGCAACUGGUAUCGAGCCAAGGUGCGGCGCAACGAUCGCGAGAAGCAGCAGGCUGAGGUGGUGUACAUGGAUUUCGGCAACUCCGAGUCCCUGCCGUGGUCGACUCUGCGCCCCCUCACCCAGCCGCAGUUCUCCAGCCAGGCCUUGCGCCCGCAGGCCGUCGAUGCCGUGCUUUCGUUCCUGCAGUUCCCCGCUGCCCCGGACUACCUGGCCGACGCUGUGGAGUUUGUCGCCCAGCAGGCCUUUGACCGCCAGCUUGUCGCCAAUGUGGACCAUGUCGACGCUGAGGGCACCCUGCACGUCACCCUCCUCGACCCUGCGGUCUCCAAGAGCCUCGAUCAGAGCAUCAAUGCGGACAUUCUGCAGGAGGGCAUGGCCAUGGUGCCGCGCAAGCUGAAGGCCUGGGAACGCGCUGCGGGCGAGACUCUGUCGAAGCUGCGCGAGAUCGAGGACGAGGCCAAGGCGGAGCGCCGUGGGAUGUGGGAGUAUGGCGACCUGACGGAGGAUUGA
This is a messenger RNA of Penicillium lagena, 2667 nucleotides long. Its product is annotated as putative transcription factor (Snd1/p100). The record is from RefSeq and is a predicted model, not a curated record. Gene Ontology annotation, biological process: mRNA catabolic process; regulatory ncRNA-mediated gene silencing. The transcript is spliced from 2 exons. Lineage: Eukaryota; Fungi; Ascomycota; Eurotiomycetes; Eurotiales; Aspergillaceae. Bases 1 to 2667 code for a protein of 888 amino acids. Gene Ontology annotation, cellular component: nucleus; cytosol; RISC complex. Gene Ontology annotation, molecular function: nuclease activity; RNA binding.